Xyrauchen texanus (razorback sucker) is the source of this 2056-nucleotide messenger RNA. RefSeq lists its product as uncharacterized. The transcript is spliced from 8 exons. The record is from RefSeq and is a predicted model, not a curated record. Bases 384 to 1073 code for a protein of 229 amino acids. Lineage: Eukaryota; Metazoa; Chordata; Actinopteri; Cypriniformes; Catostomidae.
AUGCCCUUACAUUCGACACAGACUGUGGUUGGGUAUUGAAGGCUUUGGAUAGGACAUGGAAGCUCCUAUUGGGUCAAAUGAGGUGUCAAUCGAAAGGUCAGAGUGCGUGCUUCCAUUUUGAUACCGGAUAUAGGAAAUGUUUACAUCUGAACUGAAGUUAUUACCGAUAAUAUGUGAAAGAUUAGGCACAGCUGCCAGGUGCUUUGAAAUGAUGCAACAAGAGUCUGUGGAUAUUUAUUGAUGUAAUAAUGUGAUUUGGACUAAACAUUUUACUUGAUUUGAUCGUUUGGACAUUUGACAAUGAAACAACACCGUUUUUGUCGGGAAGUUAUGGCUCAGUGGACAACUAUGAGGCUUCAUAGUACCAAGGGAAAUAGAGGGAGAUGGAGAAGGAGAAAGGGAAAGAGAGGGAGAUGGAGAAAGGAAAGGGAGAGCAUGCAGGAAGAACCAGUCAUAACCCUGAAGUACGUUGUAACGAGUUUCCACUGAGGAAGGGACGGAAACAGCAACAGGAUUCAGGAAAACCCUUACUGAUGCCUUGUUCGAUCUGGUGUGCAAGACUAGAAAAGCAUGACAUUCCAGUCAUCAGGCGGUGGUGGUGCCUUCUCCUCAUGGAGAAUUUUGCUCUUGGAGGACAUGGAAGGUGGCUUGCACACUGGGCUGAGGAGGCCAUGGCGGUUGGAUCUUGCCUCACUGACAGUGAACCGAUGAAUGGACCAGGAGAAAUUGAGUAUGGCGUAGGAGCGCUGGAGGGGGUCACGCCACCACACAAUCUUGAGAAUGGCAAUAUGAUGAGCAGCAUCAGGAAAGGUGUUGAAUGGUUGAAGGAAAAUCACCAGCUGAUGAAGAGCAAGUACUUGCCACCACGCAUUGACUGCAUGGAGGAGGAAGAUGCACUGAAAGCCCUUGCUCGACUGCAUACACAUUGUGACACAACUUUGGAUGAGGAUGAUGAAAUAAGAGCCCCAUUCUAUUUUACAUUUAAAAACAGGGAGGACAUGCUCCUUUUCAUGUCAGCGGUUAGGGACAACAAAAAUGUUAGAGUGUCAUCAUUUUACAACCCUGAUAUUUAAAUUUUUUUUCCCUAUUGGUGACAGACUUGGUGUCUGUCUGUCUCUGUAUCUGUCUGUCUGUUUCAGUAUGUCUGUAUCUGUCUGUCUGUCUGUCUGUUUCAGUAUGUCUGUCUGUAUCAGUAUGUCUGUCUGUAUCUGUUUUCUGUAUCUGUCUGCCUGUCUGUUUCAGUAUGUCUGUCUGUCUGUCUGUAUCAGUGUGUCUGUAUGUAUAUCAGUAUGUCUAUCUGCAGGCCCGCCGACAGGGGGGGACAAACGGGUCUGUUGUCCCGGGCCCAGGGUAGGGGGGCCCAGAACUGGGCCCUCAUUAAAUUAUGGAAUAAUUGUUAAAAAAUAAAUAAAAUAGGCAUAUUUGUGGAAAAAAUAUCUAAUAUUUAAGUUACAUGAAAGCUUUUUAUUUGUUUUCUUCCUAAUUGUCCUUGAAAUAGUGGUCAAGAACCCCCGCCCACCCCCAAAACAAAACUGGUUUGGCCACUGAUCAAAAUUUGAUGUUGUCAUUUGAUUUGAAGUUCAGUAGGCUAACGUUACGAUCAAAAUGUCCGGUCAGCACAAGUCUGGUGCUCAGAAAAGAAAAGAAAAGAGAAGAAGGGAAGAAGAAAAUAGAGGCCUUCGAGAUGUCCUAAACAAAUAUUUUAAAAAAGGUGGUGACGGAGAAGCUGGAACUAACGUUAGUAAAGUCAACGUAGAGCAAGGUAAGAAACAGCGCAGCCAACGUUUAUGAGUGUUGUCAAAGACCCGGUACCAAGUCGGUACUAAUUUUGUUUUAAACGUCACGCCACGGUACCAGGUUUUCUCAAACCCGGUACUUGAUGCGCGUGCAUGCCCGAAGCGCGUGCAGUUGCGUCCUCUUCAUAAAAGUGCUGAGACAUUGCGACCGGCGGUGCUGCUGAUGUGGUGGCUGUAAAUCCACUUGUUGAUAAGAAAGGAGGAAAGAGACACAUAUGGAAAUAUUUUGGAUAUUAGCUCAUAAUAGCGACGCGGCGCGC